Beta vulgaris subsp. vulgaris (sugar beet) is the source of this 1271-nucleotide messenger RNA. RefSeq lists its product as uncharacterized. Lineage: Eukaryota; Viridiplantae; Streptophyta; Magnoliopsida; Caryophyllales; Amaranthaceae. The transcript has 2 exons. Bases 363 to 1004 code for a protein of 213 amino acids. The record is from RefSeq and is a predicted model, not a curated record.
AGUAUUGAGAUUAUGUCGAUGUUGAUGUACAUCAACUUUAAAUCUUCCUAUUCUUCUUUCCCAAUUUUUCAGCUAUUCUCCAAUAUGGAUGCUCAUACUUUUUAUCUCGAGUCUCGACCGUCCAAGCUGAUAUAUUCCUAUUUCCCAUUCUCUGGCAGUUAUUAUGCACCACUUGUGCUUUUAUAUGAUAUAUUAAAGACAUUACAUUUGAAGGAUUGCAGUGCAAGAGAAAGAAUCUUACUACUCUGUAGCUUCUAUAAAUUUUCUGCUGCAGUUGCCUCAUCAGCAUCAAAUUAAAAGAAAAAUCUCAUCUUUCAAAAAUAAAAACCUUCGCAAAAGAAGUAACAGUUUUUCUCAAUAAAAUGGCCUCAACUAAACUGCAAAAACCCACAAAUGAAGAACACAAAUUCAGUCAGAAGAUAUCAGAAGUGACCGCUUGGGGAAACAGGGUGUUUGGGCAAAAACAACAGGAACACCAAGCAGUGGCCAAACACUGUACUACAUGCCAUUGUCCAGCAUCCAAGGACACAAAGCCAGCGUGUAAUGAUUUACAGAAGAAAGAAAAUGCUAACACCAUCUCUGUCAAAGACAUGAAAUCUGAUGCACACGCAGUGACAAAGAAGAAAGAACACGCAAGUACAAUCCAUAAGGAUGCCAAACAUACUACUUGUGCAGAGCUGAAGAAAGAGGAAAAGCAGCAUACAGCAAAUUUUCAAUCAAAGGAUUCUAAGAAACCUGCUGGUGCAGAGAUAAAGAAAGAAAAGAAGGAACACCAUGCAAAAAGCAACACAACUACUGCAUGCAACACAUUGGUCAAGAAAGAACACAAGGAUGAACCAACCAACAACCAUUGCUUUUCGAGCAUGGCAGAUCACUGGAAGGAGAAGAUCAUGAUGAUGAAGAAGGCUAAGGAUGGCAAGUGUAAAGAUAACAGCAGUAGCAGCGGGAGUGACAGUGAAGAUGACGCAUCUGUGAUAAAAAAGAAGGACAAAAGACACUCUUAAAAGACCAGAACUACGUAUAAUUGAGAGGCUACUGCAAAAUCAACAAGGACACAGAUAAAACAAGACAUAAGAAAAUAUGAACGGUGUACUCUUACUCGAGUUCAGAGUAGCGAGGCUUCAGAAUUUAAUAGUAUCUUUCCUCUAUCUUCAAUCACUUGAAAAAUUAGCAGUUUGCAGCUGCUAUUCGGGGUUGCUGACUUGCUGUUAGCAUAAUACAUUCCAGCAAUAAGGGCCUGUUUUGAUAUUUGUGAUGGCGCUUUUCUAUUA